Messenger RNA from Lizanozyma spartinae, 1281 nucleotides. RefSeq lists its product as uncharacterized. The transcript has a single exon. The coding region runs from base 1 to 1281 and encodes 426 amino acids. NCBI's taxonomy places the organism in Eukaryota, Fungi, Ascomycota, Pichiomycetes, Serinales, Debaryomycetaceae. The record is from RefSeq and is a predicted model, not a curated record.
AUGACUGUUACUCUGUGCCUGGACCACAAAUGUACUGUCGUACCUACCACUGCUGUUGUAUCACCAAUUGUUACUUACACACUGAGUAAGAUAACCACAUUAUACACUACAAUUCCUUGCGAAACAGAAACUGGAUCUCAAACAGUUCUUCCUAUCGCUACUACCAUUUCAGGUAAAGAAACCACAAUUUAUACUACUGUUCCAUGUCCUAGUGCUUCAACUGUGACAAUGACUGUUACUCUGUGCCUGGACCACAAAUGUACUGUCGUACCUACCACUGCUGUUGUAUCACCAAUUGUUACUUACACACUGAGUAAGAUAACCACAUUAUACACUACAAUUCCUUGCGAAACAGAAACUGGAUCUCAAACAGUUCUUCCUAUCGCUACUACCAUUUCAGGUAAAGAAACCACAAUUUAUACUACUGUUCCAUGUCCUAGUGCUUCAACUGUGACAAUGACUGUUACUCUGUGCCUGGACCACAAAUGUACUGUCGUACCUACCACUGCUGUUGUAUCACCAAUUGUUACUUACACACUGAGUAAGAUGACCACAUUAUAUACUACAGUUCCUCUCGAUACUUCUGCUACUGGAGGUGCCAUUGAAGGUGCUACUGGCCAUGGUGCCGCUGGUACUGGUGCUGGAAAUGGUGGUACUGUUGCAGGAGCUACCAUAGGAGGUACAACUGGUACAAUUGCUGGCGCUGCAACUGGAACUGCCGCCGUUGCUACUGGAACUGGUGCUGCUGGUGCCACUGCUGGUACCAUCGUAACUGAGGGUAAUGGCGCUGGUGAAGGAACUGCACCUAUGGCUGUUAUUGGUAAGCCUACUGGAACUACUGCUGGUGGAGAAGCAGGUACAGCUAAUGGUACUGGUGCAACAGGUGCAGCCAAUGAUACCGGUGCAGCUGGUACACCUGGUGCAGCCAAUGGUACUGGAGCUACAGGACCUACUGGUGGUUCUACUGGUGGUUCUACUGGUGGUUCUACUGGUGGUUCUACUGGUGGUUCUACUGGUGGUUCUACUGGUGGUUCUACUGGUGGUUCUACUGGUGGUUCUACUGGUGGUUCUACUGGUGGUUCUACUGGUGGUUCUACUGGUGGUUCUACUGGUGGUUCUACUGGUGGCCUUGGAACUGGAUCUACCACUUUUGUUUCUUCCGCUAUAAACUCAUCAGGAACACCUUCCAGUAUUGCACCAAUCAGUGUAGCAAAUUCCAGUUCUAAAUUGAAGGUAGGGUUAUCAUCAAUUGGAUUUGUUCUUAUGUCAUUCUUGUUGUGA